Molecule: messenger RNA, 2700 nt
Organism: Thyridium curvatum
Lineage: Eukaryota; Fungi; Ascomycota; Sordariomycetes; Thyridiales; Thyridiaceae
Exons: 4
Coding region: 1-2700 (899 amino acids)
Source: RefSeq, a predicted model, not a curated record
AUGGGCAACGUCGCUUCCUCCAAAAUCAAGACCGUGAGACGGUUUCAUCGACGAGGUCAUCAAGGCCUGACAAGACUGCAGGAAAGCGGUGCUGGCGCUCGUUCGGCUUCGAACAUCCCAGAAGAGUCAAAGCUCGGCUCGCCAGCAGACCAAGCCAACAUGGAUACGAUAGAUCCUCGAGACCUCAUUUGGGUGUCGGACGACGACACUCCUCCAUCUACCCCCGAGAGCAAGACAGAGCCUGAAUCGACGGCUUCAGGACCCGCGCUCGACGACCGGGACGCAUGCUUUCAAUCUGUCCAGCGUCUCUUUCCAGAUAUAUGUGACGACUAUCUUAGAAAGACCUCUCAGGACAAAGGCCACGAACACGAUGCAGUCAUUGCUCACAUACUAGAUUCCAUCGACAACGGCGAGGACUAUCCUCGACGUCCAAGGAAGCGAAAGCGGUCUGAAGAAGAUGACGAUGUUGAUGCCGACGAUGAGGUCACCAUAGCGACCAAGAAGUUCAACCAUCCCGGCCGCCAGAUUGAGAUUCACGACUUCACUCGCAUCAGAUUCACCAAGACUCUGUUAGUGCAGAACUUCCCCAGAAUCCCUUGCAAAGACCUGUAUGCCCUCUUGGACAUCCACAAUUGCCUUCUAUUCCCUACAGUCCUGGCUAUAGGAAAGAUCGUGGACGAAUGGAAUGAGGCAGAACCUCCCUUUCAGUACAAGAGGCGGCCGACGAGAGAGGAGCCACUUUACUCUAUGAACAACCUUCCCCAAGCUAUCAAGGACGCAGAGAACGCCAUGGAGAGGGAACUGCUCGAAGAAUUCCGAGCGGCCAAGAUCGUUCUUCAGGCGCAGCGCCAGCAGAGAGCAGCGGAGAGACAGCAAGAGCUGGAGGAACAGGCCAAUUUCGAGAGGGCCAAGGCUGCAGGCCAAAUCCGGGAAUGCGGUUGCUGCUUCGGGGAUGCAGCCGAAAACCGCAUGGUGCACUGCAACGGGGACUAUUCGGGAGGCGAUCGCCAUUGGUUCUGCCGGGACUGUGCCCGACGAGCCGCCGAGACGGAGAUCGGGCUCUCCAAAUACCAUCUCGCUUGUCUCUCGAUGGACGGGUGCCCGGCCGGAUUCUCGCCCGCUCAGCGAGAGCUCUUCCUCGAUACGGGCAUGCAAACUGCACUGGAGCGAAUCGAGCAGGAAGCUCUGCUACGAAUGGCGGGUAUCGAGAACCUGGAGACUUGCCCAUUCUGUCCAUAUGCCGCAGAGUAUCCGUCGGUCGAAGUAAAUAAGGAGUUCCGUUGUGACAGGGCAGAUUGCGGAAUCGUGAGCUGUCGGCUCUGCCGGAAGGAGACGCACAUACCGAAGACAUGCGCUGAGAUGGAACUGGACAAAGAGGAUGGUGAAUCCGCAAGGCGCACCAUCGAGGAGGCCAUGACUGCUGCCUUGGUUCGGAAUUGCAACAAAUGCGGGACGCCAUUCAUCAAGGAAGACGGGUGCAACAAGAUGACUUGCACUCGUUCCGGCUGUAGAAACGUCCAGUGCUACGUCUGCCACAAGUCUUGCGACUACUCCCACUUUGACGAUAGUACCCGCGGAGGGAAGAAGGGCAACUGUCCCUUGUUUGAGAACGUCGCAGAGCGCCAUGAACGGGAAGUACGCGAGGCAGAGGAACGCACUCGCCAGGAAGUCGUGGAUGCAAACCCCGGGGUGGCCCUUGAGAAUCUACAGAUCAACGUGUCUGAGAGGGUCAAGGAGGAUGAGAAGAAGCGCAAGGCCCGCGAUCCACGGCAUGUGGUUCACAUCCCCGUACCAGCGCGCGCCCGGCAUCUAGGCCACAACAUAGCAAUGGGUAGACAUGCCAAUGAAGCUGUCGCCGCAGUCGGAGUUCCGCCGCGGGAACCGUAUGAACCAUUAUUCGGACCAGUAGGGAUGAACGCCAUGCCAUUUGUGCCGCCUGUCGCCUUACCACGGGCCCCCGAGCUUGGUAGGGUCGCAGAUGCUAUCAGGAACAUAACUCGCGGACACGAUGUCUUACCACGGUACGUGCCACCGCGGCCACCAGCACCACCAGCACCACCAGCACCAGCUGCGAAGCCGCCAAGCAAGGACUCUCCGGAGAGAGUGGGCGAAGGUCCGCUAUCUCACAUACGGGGAAUCAUCAGACAAGGACAAAUGGUCGCGAACCAGUCCCUAGCCAACCUUGGAGGUCUUCUGCCGCCUUCGCGGGAAGACCGGGAGUUCCGCGACAAGGUCCGGACAUCACUUGCUCGAUAUCGAGAAGGUCAAAUGCGGUUCGCUUUCGAGGAUGAGUACCCGGAUAGCCCGGCGCAGCCAGGCCGCCGUGUCGAAGAUCCUCGUCCGCCCCGUCCACCCAGAGAAGCUCCCGCUCCGCAGAGAGGACCUCCUCCGCCGAGAGGACCUGCUCCGCCGAGAGAAGCCCCUCGCCUUCGUCACGCUAAUCAGCAGCCGCCUGACAAUAACAUGCCGGCCAGGAUUUCUCGGUUUCGGCAUCAGGCUCCUCCACCCCCGGCAGGACCGGUGCCGGCGCAGAACAACCCGCCUCAAGCCGGGGGAGGCGCAGCGCCUCGAGCUCAGCAUCGGCAGAGCGCGAGGUCCAGCUUCGAAGGGCAGGCACCGCCUCGGCAGCCGUUUUUCGUCGCGAUUCCCGCGAGGUCCAUGUUCCGGAGAGAACAUUUCGGCCAUCAAGGUGGCCAGUAG